Messenger RNA from Dipodomys ordii (Ord's kangaroo rat), 705 nucleotides. It is a transcript of the gene Dusp15, whose product is annotated as dual specificity phosphatase 15. Gene Ontology annotation, molecular function: protein tyrosine/serine/threonine phosphatase activity. NCBI's taxonomy places the organism in Eukaryota, Metazoa, Chordata, Mammalia, Rodentia, Heteromyidae. Gene Ontology annotation, biological process: transforming growth factor beta receptor signaling pathway; regulation of cell population proliferation; protein dephosphorylation. Gene Ontology annotation, cellular component: cytosol. Bases 151 to 705 code for a protein of 184 amino acids. The record is from RefSeq and is a predicted model, not a curated record. The transcript is spliced from 7 exons.
GCCGCGUUGAGCUACGCAGAACCGUGGACCUCAGCCCCCCGAGGCCCCGCCAGGCCACAGGCGCCCGGCCUGGGCCAGCAGAGCAGCAGUGACCCGACCGUUUUCCGGGUGGCGAGCUGGGGGUGCGCCCGGCCCCCCGCCCCAGGGACCAUGGGAAAUGGCAUGACCAAGGUGCUUCCUGGACUCUACCUGGGAAACUUCAUUGAUGCCAAAGACUCAGAUCAGCUGAGCCGGAAUAAGAUCACACACAUACUCUCUAUCCACGAGUCACCCCAGCCUCUGCUGAAGGAUAUUACCUACCUUCGCAUCCCAGUGGCUGAUACUCCUGAGGUACUCAUAAAAAAGCACUUCAAAGAAUGUAUCAACUUCAUCCACUGUUGCCGCCUUGGUGGGGGGAACUGCCUUGUGCACUGUUUUGCAGGCAUCUCCCGCAGCACCACCAUUGUGACGGCUUACGUGAUGACAGUGACCGGGCUAGGCUGGCGGGAAGUGCUGGAAGCCAUCAAGGCCACCCGGCCCAUCGCCAACCCCAACCCAGGCUUUAGGCAGCAGCUUGAAGAGUUUGGCUGGGGGAGUUCACGGAAGGUAGGGGCUGGGCAGGGCUGGCUGGUCAGGCCCCGAAUCUGCGGGAGCCAGGCCGUGUUUACUACAACAGGGGGCCUACGUCCUCCGUCGGAGCUGAAUUCUGGAAACAGGCUCUUCUAG